This is a messenger RNA of Fusarium vanettenii 77-13-4, 1164 nucleotides long. RefSeq lists its product as uncharacterized. The coding region runs from base 1 to 1164 and encodes 387 amino acids. The transcript has a single exon. Gene Ontology annotation, molecular function: electron-transferring-flavoprotein dehydrogenase activity; flavin adenine dinucleotide binding. Lineage: Eukaryota; Fungi; Ascomycota; Sordariomycetes; Hypocreales; Nectriaceae. Gene Ontology annotation, cellular component: cytoplasm. The record is from RefSeq and is a predicted model, not a curated record.
AUGAAAGACAUCGUCAUACUCGGUGCCGGCCUAGCGGCAGCCCCCCUGAUCCGCCAAAUCAUGCUCAAGUCAGUCUUGCGACAGGACAAUCUCAGACUGACGGUCGUCGCACCAAACACCCACUUCCACUGGCCCAUUGCCAUGCCUCGAGUCAUUCUCCCCGACCACUGGUCUGAGCACAAGGCCAUGUUCGAACUCUACCCCUUCUUCAAGGACUACCCCCCUGAGAGGUUUGAGUUUGUCCUUGGAGCCGCCAGUAGUAUGGACCUGGAGGGAAAGCACAUCACGGUUGCUUUGAAUCGAGGGGGAGUUUAUACGGUACAUUACGACACUCUUGUCAUUGCCACCGGCUCGUCUGCCCAGGAUCAUGUACCAUGGACGGUCUUGGGCACAACAGAAGAGACCAAGGAGAAGCUUCAUGCACUAUGGGACGAUAUCAGAAGAGCUGAGACGAUUGUUAUUGCGGGAGGUGGCCCGACUGGUACAGAAACGGCUGGAGAGAUUGCUUACGAAUACCGUGACGAAAAGGAGGUGUACUUUAUCUACGACGACGCCCUUCCGCUUGGACCGUCAACUCUGGACAGCGUGAGGAAACAAGUCAUUAAGGAACUUUCAAAGCUCAAAGUCAACAUGCUGCCCAAGACCCGCGUCACAGAAGUCACCAAGGACGGAAAAGACACCAUCCUCCAACUCCGCCGAGCCGACGGCAGCUUUCAGACUCUGAGAACUCAGGCCUACAUUCCCGCUACCGGGACAAAGCCCAACACGGCGUUUGCGCCAAAUGAGAUUUUGGACAAUCGCGGUUUCAUAAAGCAGACAGGUUAUCUUCAAGUGGAGGGCCACUCGGAUAUUUUUGUGCUUGGCGACGCUGGAAAUUUGGAGAGCAACAGGGCAAUGUAUGCUGAUUCUCAGUGCCUACACCUCAUCAAGAACCUUCCCAUAUACCUCAGUGGGGGUAAAAUGACACCGUAUAAAAAGAAGCAGAAGGAGAUGAUUGCCAUCACGCUUGGAAGAAAACGAGCUACGGGGCAGCUGGGGAACAUCAAGAUCUUGAGUCUGUUGCUGUGGUAUGCCAAGGGACGUUGGAUGGGUACGGAUUAUGCGUAUGAUCUCGCGGCCGGGAGAAGGUCACUUUCGACGGUACUAGAGAAGCGGAGGCGGUAG